ACAGCAAGCGGGAGCUGCCAAAAUGAAGUUCAAUCCCUUUGUGACUUCCGACCGAAGCAAGAAUCGCAAAAGGCAUUUCAAUGCACCUUCCCACAUUCGCAGGAAGAUUAUGUCCUCCCCACUUUCCAAAGAGCUGAGACAGAAGUACAACGUGCGAUCCAUGCCCAUCCGAAAGGAUGAUGAAGUUCAGGUUGUACGAGGACACUAUAAAGGUCAGCAGAUUGGCAAAGUAGUCCAGGUGUACAGGAAGAAAUACGUAAUCUACAUUGAACGGGUGCAGUGGGAAAAGGCUAAUGGCACAACUGUCCAUGUAGGCAUUCACCCCAGCAAGGUUGUUAUCACUAGGCUAAAACUGGACAAAGAC
Molecule: messenger RNA, 364 nt
Organism: Cebus imitator (Panamanian white-faced capuchin)
Lineage: Eukaryota; Metazoa; Chordata; Mammalia; Primates; Cebidae
Product: 60S ribosomal protein L26-like
Exons: 1
Biological process (GO): cytoplasmic translation; ribosomal large subunit biogenesis
Cellular component (GO): ribosome; cytosolic large ribosomal subunit
Molecular function (GO): structural constituent of ribosome; RNA binding
Source: RefSeq, a predicted model, not a curated record